UUGACAUUUGACGUUCUGUGCAUUUGACAUCUAAAUAGUCUGGAAAAUUCUCCGUCGUGUGGUGUUUAUAUAUUUCAUUAAUUAGCUAAUUAUUGAAGAAUGAAUGACGAAGAAUUCGAUGGGGAUGAUGUCGGGGAUGACUUCGACGACGACGUCGAUGACGACAACAUCGAGGAGCUCGAACAACCCGAGGAGGAAGGUGACAACAUCGACAUUCUCGCACAUGGUCAAGCCGGGGGCGGCGUACCCAAAAAUAAGCGCAUAACAACCAAAUACAUGACUAAAUACGAAAGGGCCCGAGUAUUGGGAACACGAGCCUUGCAAAUCGCCAUGUGUGCCCCAGUCAUGGUGGAACUAGAUGGAGAAACAGACCCCCUCCAGAUUGCAAUGAAAGAACUCAAACAACGAAAAAUUCCCAUCAUAAUUCGGCGGUACUUGCCCGACCAUUCAUACGAGGAUUGGGGGAUAGAUGAACUUAUCAUAAUUGACCACUAAAUCAAGUAAAACUCUGUAAUCUUAAGGUAUUUUAUUAAUAAAACAUAACUACA
Messenger RNA from Tribolium madens (black flour beetle), 548 nucleotides. RefSeq names its product DNA-directed RNA polymerases I, II, and III subunit RPABC2 (gene RpII18). Lineage: Eukaryota; Metazoa; Arthropoda; Insecta; Coleoptera; Tenebrionidae. Gene Ontology annotation, molecular function: DNA-directed RNA polymerase activity; DNA binding. The record is from RefSeq and is a predicted model, not a curated record. Gene Ontology annotation, cellular component: RNA polymerase II, core complex; RNA polymerase I complex; RNA polymerase III complex. The coding region runs from base 100 to 495 and encodes 131 amino acids. Gene Ontology annotation, biological process: DNA-templated transcription. The transcript has a single exon.